Messenger RNA from Schistocerca gregaria, 1123 nucleotides. RefSeq lists its product as uncharacterized. Gene Ontology annotation, cellular component: membrane. The transcript has 3 exons. Bases 65 to 1090 code for a protein of 341 amino acids. Gene Ontology annotation, molecular function: signaling receptor activity. The record is from RefSeq and is a predicted model, not a curated record. NCBI's taxonomy places the organism in Eukaryota, Metazoa, Arthropoda, Insecta, Orthoptera, Acrididae.
CACACACCGUAUUUUCUGAGGGCGCCAAUUUUUUGGUGUCAAGGCGCAAGGCCAAUUUCUAAAAAUGCAGACUGGUAUUUCAGCACAGGAUUUACUUGGAGAUCAAAUAUGCGAAGAAAACGUUUAUUGCAGAGGAGCUGAUAACUGUUACAGUGUAAACUCUUGCUCAGCAGAAGUCUCAGGGAAAAAGAACAAGAGUUAUCUACUCAGCUUGGAACAUGCAAUUUUCAAGUUAUUUUCUUCAAACCUCAAGCUAUACAGUUAUUGCCAUCUCCCAGGUUACCUCAAGCAUAACCCAUAUAUAUUAGGCGGAUACAGAGUUAAUCUCGAUUUAUGGUCAAGUACAAAAACCUUUCUCACGUGGCACAAUGAAACCAUCAACAUUUGGACCCACUUCUUAGGGUUUUGGUUGUUUUUAGAUUUAGCAUUAGUGUCAUACAAUACAUGGCUAGCAGAGGGAACCAUAGAAGAGAUGACAGUUACAUUGUGUUUUUUUGUCUCAGCUAUGACUAUGAUGGCGUUUUCAACAAUAUUUCACCUGUAUAAUUGCUGUUCUUCUGAAUGCUACGAUCUCACUGCAAAAUUGGACUACACGGGUAUUGUAGUUCUUAUUGUAGGAAGUUAUUAUCCAAUACUCUACUACGUGUACAGCUGCAGAGAGCAUUCUAUUUGGAGAUAUGGAUUCGGGUCCAUGAUCACUCUUCUAGGGCUACUUACGCUAAAGACAAUAUGGACAUCAGGCAUCCACAAACCAAAUGGCGAGAAGUUCAGAGUUUCUUUGUUUUUAGGUCUAGGACUUUUCGGCGUCAUUGUACUUCCCCAUGUUUUCUCUAUAUAUAAUGAAGCCCAUUUGUUGACUCUGCUUUCAAAGUUGGUUUUGAUGGGUUUUUUUUACACUAGCGGGGCUUUAAUAUAUUUGAAAAAAUAUCCAGAGUCGAUCUUUCCUGGAAAAUUUGAUUGCUUUCUUGCAAGUCAUAAUAUUUGGCACUGUUUUGUCUUGGCAGGAGCUAUUUCUCAUUAUUAUGCGAUGAAGUACGCGCAGUUCGUAUACCGUAAUGUGCUUAUGUAUUACUGCUUCGUUAAUAAAUGAACUGCACACAUCUGUCCUAAACUUUAAAUCAAA